AUGCUCGUCUUUCUCGGGACUAUCGUAGUGUUGGAUGACACUGCGGCCAUACGCACCUCUGCGGACGUCAAGGCACACAAGACCUGGUCCCAUGUUCGUAGCCACCUUGAUCACGAUUAUGCCGCUAGCAACAAGUGUGCGCAGUUCCAUCUUAACAUCUAUAGAAAAGCCGUCAUCGUAGCGGCGAGAGAAGAGACGGUUGAACGGACCUUUUGUGUCGAGUAUGGGAACGCGACCUCGCAGGAAGUCGCGCCACGGCCAUUCCCCAACAUAGAGACUCUUCGCAAGCAAGAUGAUAAAACCAGCCAGAACCCAGGCAAACAUGGUGAUGUUAAAAGGGUCUACGCCUUCCAAGCGUUCUCCGAGUAA
Molecule: messenger RNA, 369 nt
Organism: Colletotrichum truncatum
Lineage: Eukaryota; Fungi; Ascomycota; Sordariomycetes; Glomerellales; Glomerellaceae
Source: RefSeq, a predicted model, not a curated record